GUUGACACGGAGGGUCCUCACUGAAAGCGACAUGGAAGCAGAUCCCUCCCUCACGCACGCAGCAGUUGGCACACUCAACAAGCCAAAUCUCACCCAACCAUAUAGAAUAUUGCGAAAAGGGAUGAGACCACCCUGGCAGAUUUAGAUUAGCAUUAGAGAGGCCAGAUCGCCAUCCAAGAAUCAAUAGCAGGAAUCGAUCGCCUAACUAACCAAGCAAGCAAGCAAAGAGUCAGGGAGUGGGGAAAGCCGGAAAGGAAGAGCGACCGGCCGGCGGCGAUGUGCUGCGGCGGCGGCGACGGCGGCGAGUGCCGGCCGCUGGGGUGGCUGCUGGGCCUGCCCUUCGCGCUGCUCGCCGUCCUCGUCUCCAUCGUCGGCGCCAUCAUCUGGAUCAUCGGGCUGCCCAUCUCGUGCAUCUGCCCGUGCUGCCUGUGCGUGACUCUGGUGCUGGAGGUGGCGGUGGAGCUCAUCAAGGCGCCGCUGCAUGUCAUGACCUGGUUCACCUCCAAGAUCCCCUGCUAGCCUUUCAUGUCAUGUGUUCCUUCCUUCAUGUAAAAAAGAUGACGGGGUCAUGGCAGACCAGGAUGAUUUGUUUUUGUUAUUGUGCAAAUUGAGCUGUGAGCCUGUGACUACUGAUGAUCCAUGUGCCUGUUCUUCUGUUUCCUCGUGGGUUGAUUCGACUAUGAGAUGGAGUGAUUUCUCGUGCCUGUUGCUUUCUGGAACACAUGCACUCCAAGAUGAUUUUUUUCUUACUACUAGUAUCUUUCAUGGUGGUGAGCACAGUUCGUCCGUCGCCGAUUCCAUUUCCACCAAAAUUCAGAGGCAGCAACAUAGCCGAUCAGUCACAGGUCGCUGUCGAUGGCUCUGCCAACAAUUAUUCCUGCUGAUCCAAGUGGGAAUCCGGAGGGCGGUAGCUAGCUGGAGACGAAUGAAUUUGGGCAGCCUCCAACACCGGGCAGGGGAUCUCAAACGCGUGUAGUAGCAGAAACAGAGCUGCAAGAUGUAAUUCCAGCGGCCUACCAUGAUAUUCCUGUAUGUGAUGGCUCUUUUCAGUGUAAUCUUUUUGGUAGUCUCGGUAAGGUGACAAAUAAUUCAUGGGGAAGUGGAAUUCCUCUGAGCUGCUUCUAA
Molecule: messenger RNA, 1125 nt
Organism: Panicum hallii
Lineage: Eukaryota; Viridiplantae; Streptophyta; Magnoliopsida; Poales; Poaceae
Exons: 2
Coding region: 277-519 (80 amino acids)
Source: RefSeq, a predicted model, not a curated record